Lucilia sericata (common green bottle fly) is the source of this 1829-nucleotide messenger RNA. Its product is annotated as protein bottleneck. The record is from RefSeq and is a predicted model, not a curated record. The coding region runs from base 129 to 1541 and encodes 470 amino acids. Lineage: Eukaryota; Metazoa; Arthropoda; Insecta; Diptera; Calliphoridae. The transcript has a single exon.
CACAUUUCAACUGUGACAACGACCACAACAAGUCAAUUGUGUCGAAAAGAAAACAAAAUCUCAACCAAAAAAGUUUCAAUUUAUUUUUCUAUUGUGCAAAAGUAAUCAAAACGAGCAGUGAAAUAAAAAUGAGUUUAACCGCAUACAACUUUCAAUUUUACUCUUACAAUAUGGCAACACAUAGAUGUGAAGGCAAUGAUAGUGGCAUGGAUGUCGAUGACAUUGACAUGUCAAUACCGCCACCAAAACCACCAAGAGCGUUCGCUGUACAAAAUAGUACCACUAGUACUCCUCAAUUCUCAUGGAUGACUUCAACGCCAAAAAGUGCUGUUAACGAAAAUCAAAUAAUGGCAACGCCAACAGCUGUAAACUACCUGGCUGUUCCCAAUGAAACCCCCAAAUCCAUUUAUCCCGGUGGUCUGUUGAAGGGAGCACAGCAAGCAGAUGCCAAAUCAGCUGAACUGCAAUUACGACCAAAAUUACAUGCCACUCAAAAGAGAUGGUCGCAUGAAUUAAGAGAAAAAGCAUUGGAAAUGUCAAAGCGUUCAUCAGCAAGUUCCGAUGAGGAAAAUCCACAAACCGCCAAUCAUUUGCCAAUGGAUGAUGUCGACAAUAAAAAAGCACUGCAAUUAAAACCUCAACAUCAUGCCGGACGUAAAAGUUGGUCAAGCGAAAUAAGAGAGAAGGCUUUACAAAUGUCAAAACGUAAUUCAGGCUCUUUGGAAACAUCACCAGAGCCAGCCGCAGCUGAAAAAGCAAUGCAAUAUUUUGGUUUUAAUACACCCGCUAGCAAAGUAAACCAGCAAAAUUCUUUCAUUUGCCAAACUCCCUCAAAUGUGCAGAUGCAAAAACCUCUCAUCAAUGCGGCAGCUUAUGAAAAAAUUAACAUGACUGCGAGUGUUACCAGUAACCCAGCAAACAGUACAUUUGAUGCUUACUUUAAAAAUCCCCAAGAAAUGAACACAACAUUUGAUGCUGACUCCAUGUGUGAACAAGAAGAUCCCAAUCGGUCGGUUAAGGAUCGUAUUUGUUUCUUCAACAAACUUACUUCGCCUCGCUCCAACUCAUUUAUAGAUCUUUUAAAAAAUACCAAACCAAUUAAUGUAGCUACUAUACAACAUAGCAGUAGUGCCCAAAAUACACCCUUACCCACUCCUCUAAAACCCAAAAGAUGGUCAGCACAAUUAGAAAUGAAUUUACAGCAUGAAGAUUAUACACCCAGCAUACAGUUUUCACAAGCAGCACCUGCCAUCAUUUAUACAACAACAUCAUCCAACUCAUCACUGGCCUCUUCAUCUUCAUCAUCAUCUUCAACAUCUAGCACUGUACAAUAUUCAUCCAAUACUACACAGCGUAAAAGUACUUUGCGCCGCAGAACAUCGGUAGAUAAAACAAGACGACCCACUUUGCGCCAAAACUCAAAUGCUGGUUCCAAUGGCACAAAACCACAAAUGCACACAGUUAUGGAAGAUUUAAGCUUGGUAAUGCCCGUUAAAUUACGUGUAGCCGAAUAUGAACGUCGCAUUAAAAUGGAGUGUUAGGUUAUUAGAGGAAACCACAAGAAAGAUAUGACCAUCAUGGUCAUACCUUUUGCUUUAACAGGUUAAAAGGGAGUAGUUCUUAUUUUCUUUUAUUUAGUUCUUAAGUAUAAUUUAAGCUUUGUUUUUCCAUUUACCUUAAAGGUUCUUUUGUAUUUUUUCCUCUAUUUUACAUUGUAUUGUAGUUGUUGUAAACAAAUGUAAGAUAAGUUUUAAAUUACAGACUAUAAGAAUAUUAUUAUAUUUUUGUAUUUAUUAUAGAACUUAGUUCUUUAAAUAUAAACUAAAGUU